Molecule: messenger RNA, 796 nt
Organism: Oryza sativa Japonica Group (Japanese rice)
Lineage: Eukaryota; Viridiplantae; Streptophyta; Magnoliopsida; Poales; Poaceae
Product: cortical cell-delineating protein
Source: RefSeq, a predicted model, not a curated record
AUCCCAGCAACAAACAGGACAGGCAAAGCACACAAACAUACACACUCAACAGAACGCACAACAAGAGAAGAGAUCGCUACACACACACACUAGCUAUCCAAUCCGACACAUUAAGAUGGCGUCCAAGAGUCGUUUGCUCGCGAUCUUCCUUGCCGUGAACCUGGUGGCGCUGCACGCCGGCGUGGCGCGCGGGCAGCAGAGCCCGCCGUCGUCGACGCGCGGGAACCCGUGCCCGACGAGCGCGCUGGCCGACCUGAAGGUGUGCGCCGACGUGCUGGUGCUGCUGAAGCUGAAGAUCAACGUGCCGGCGAGCCAGCAGUGCUGCCCGCUGCUGGGGAGCCUCGUGAACCUCGACGCCGCGGCGUGCCUCUGCGCCGCCAUCAGGCUCAGCGUGCUGGGGAUCCCCGUCAACCUGCCGCUCGACGUGCCCCUCGUCCUCAACUACUGCGGCCGCAACGCCUCCGCCGCCGGCGCCAACUGCUCCUGAGUUAAUUAAUUCGAUCAUCCGUCGACGUCGUCGCGAUUAGCCAGAGAUCGACAUGCAUACACAUAUACGUUUAUAUACACGUACGGGAGAAAUGCUAAAGCUCGUGCAGACAGCAGGCAUGCGUAAUUAAUUAGCAGUGUUGGUUUUAGUCGUCUUGUACUUAUAUGCACGGAUCGUUUCAUUUGCACGUGUGUAAGUUUGCCGUGGAUGCAUUCCACGGCUUCAGGGGGUCAAUGGUCACUAAUAAUGAAUAAUAUCUCGAUCGUGUAAUACUACGUUUAGUUGUUGUCCAAGUUAUUUUUGCCUGCA